GAGGCCCUCACUGUGGGCUUGCUGCUGUAGCGGGAAUGCUGGGGCAAACUGCAGUGCGUCCAUGCACAGAAAUACCCAACAAGGAAUCUCGGGCCUGUCCCGUAUUAGCAAAGACCUGCCGGUAAGCUCCAUGUCCACCUCACAUGUCCAGUGUUGUCACACAGCUAAUAAAGAUCUCUGUAGCUCUCUGCUGGCAAGAUGUCCAGUAACACACUUCCCGCUUUGUCCAUGGAAUCCAGGUUCCACUUGUGUGCCCUUGAUGUCCUCAGCAAAAAGGAGUUUUACUGAUUUAUCACCAGAGGCUUCCAGUUGCAUAAGAGGGGCUCGUGUGUUGGCAAGGAAUGAAGCUGAUGGCUAUUACUACCUGGGACACAUUGUCCAAGAGGUGAAGGGCUCCAGGGAACGCUUUUUAAUUGAGUUUGACAAAAGCCAUGCUCCAAAAGGCAAGGUACAGCAGCUUCGCCUGCAGGAAACGCCUCUCUAUGACAUUCUCCACUACGAAGAUGCCAGGCGACGGCCUCUUGCUUCAGGAGACAGGGUCUUGGCACCAUGGGAGACCAGAGCUGAACGUUUUGGCCCAGGCAGUGUGCUGAAGAUUGUGGAGAACAAGGGGGCACAUUUAGCACACAACAGAAGAGUGAUUGUGAAUUUCUGGAAUGGACAGACUAAGGAAGUGUCUUCUGACCAAGCUCUGUGGAUCACUCAGCCCUUGAGUGAACGCAUCAUCCUAGAACUGCAGAUGCCUUUAGCAGCCAGGCAGAUGGUGGUAGAUUCAAGCUUGGAUUACCCAUACAUAGUGACCCCAGGUUACAGAGCCUCAGGUCAUUACAGAUGGGAUCAUUCAGACCUGGACCACUGGCCAAGGGAUCUAUAUUUGAGUCAGCCAUGCACUAAGUGCAGCUGUAGGUGUACCUCUCUGCCCUAUUGCUGCAUUUCAGCUGGGGAACCCACGUGGCCUACAGGGUGCAGAGCACAGCAGGAAGAUGCCUACCUCCCUGGAACUGGCUUGAUGAAAGAAGAGCUUAGCAAAAAAACUGAGGAGCAACUAUCUGAAAUGAGGAUUUUGCCUUCAGAAAGUGUUUCCAGAGAGGAACAGAAAAAGGAGGAGAAGAAAUUGAAGACAGAAAAUGUUCCAAAAGAUAUUCAGUCUUGUUUGGCAGAAGACAAUGAGCUUGUAGAACCUAAGCAGAGUCCUAAGAGGGAGAUGUCUGAUGCUUUGGUUGAUGCUGCUGUCAACACAGACAGGUGGUUAAUGGAGUCAUUCCACAAGGAAGAAGCAGAAAGCAGACAGCAGGAUGCUAAAUCUGAGGGUCUUUUUGAGUCCAGAGUGGCAGAAGCUCCGAUCCAGCAUUCCCAAAGGAGCCCUUCCCUGAGAAUCAGUGCUUUGGUUCCUUUCAGGCGACAAAGCUUCUUUGAUUGUGUGAAUCAAUCACUACAGAAAGACAGCCUGACCAUCAAAUCAGCUCUCCGUGUACAGAGACUACACAGCACCCCCAUUCUGCAGGCCAGCAGAUCCACAAAUCUUCUGAAAGGCAAAAGCAUUACAAAAUCAGUCCUUAAUGGUGGAUCUCAGAAGAGCUGGCAAGAAAUGGAUUUCAGCAAAGCCAAGAUUGACCACAAAAGGAAGCAAGAGGAGCAGAGACAGCUGAAGAGGGAGCAGCAGCAAGAGGCAGAUGGCAUCCAACGCCAGCUUCACAGGGACAACCAGAGGCAGCGAUUGCAUCAGAGAAGAUUGCAAGAGCUGGAGAAACAGCUGGAGCACAGAGACAGAGCUUUGCAGCACAUGGCACUGCUCCAGGCUGCUGGGGCAGAGAGGAGCAGGAAGGAAUCCUUCUUGAUAGAGGAGGAGAAGAGGAAGGCAAGUCAGAGGCUGCAGUUUUUAAAGACACGGCGUUUGCAGAGAGAGGAGUUGCAGGCAGAACGCAGUGAAAGGAGCUUUGAACAAGAGAAAGAAAGGCUGGAUUUUCUCCGGAGCAGAAUGCAGUCACGGCAGGAAGUGUUGGAAGAAGGAUCACACAAGCAGGACAGGCAACAAAAACAGCACCAGGCUGCCAAAGGGAAAGCGUUCCAGAGCAGAGACCGUUCACACCAGAAGAUGGAAAAAGAAGGCAAAAAACUCUGUGAAUUGCAGCAGUACCUCAGAGAACAGAAUCUUUUGACGCUUCGUGCAUCGUUGCUGGCAUAAGAAAGCAGCAGGGCAGACAGUGACACAACAAAAUGGAGAACAUCACAUGGGCUUUCCAGCAGCAAGGCUGCAGAAGGGAACCUUUAUGCAAGAUGUUGAUCCUCUCCCUCUUCUCUGGCAAAACCUGGCAGAUUCUGCAACAGCCUUAGAUGUGAGAGGCUCCCAGCAGUCCUAACUUCCAGCAUAAGCACUCCUGACCAGGGAGUGGUUGACUAUGCCUCCUGUUUAACACCUUCUGCUCCUGAGCCACUGAAGUCACUCAAUUUUGCCAGCCUAGUUGCUGUAGCUGCAUUGGGUAUAGCUCUCACAACAGCCAAUUUCUUCUCCCCUCUAAGGGAGGUUCAUAAGGGGAAGUAGAGAUAAAGCUAUCACUUCAGCCCUCUGAAGUGAAGGGAGACUCUCCAGUUGUCUCCCUUUCCCAGACAGAUGAGAGAGGCCUCACCUGGCCCUGGACCACAGCUGUGAAAACAGCCCGGAAGUUCUGCAGGUCAGCACUUUGCAGCUCUGCCACAAUUCCCGCAUCCAGCAGCACCAGGCAGAGCCUCCUGACAGAUGGCUCCACUUCCACCACGAGUGUGUCACACAGGUCCACAAUGGCUGUCUGCUCCUUGCAGCCAGUGCUGUUGUAAGCAGAGCCUUGAACCAGGAUGUUCCCAGGGUGCAGGUCAGCAUGGACAAAGUUGUCAACAAAGAUCUAGAGGACAGCAAAGUCAGAGCAGCUCAUUCCAACCAAACCUACCCACACCUAUACUCACACACAAACAGAGGUCUGUUUCGAAUCUGUUCACUGUCAUGGGUCAUGUGCACCACCCUAUGCAGCAACACAGCAAACAGCUUCUUCUGGAGACCCGUUGUGCUGAACUGCCAUGAGUGCUACUCAGCCUAGGGGAGUCAGCAGAACUGUGAGGCAAUGCUGUGUGUUUGCUAGCAGUCAGAUAAGACCCCCAGGAAUCCUAGCAGGGAACAUUAGUGCUCUUUGGCAGUUAAUGCUGAAAUGAGGGCACACUGGUGGGCCUUGGCAAAGAGUAAUGCAGCAAGAAUAGGCCAUUUGCCAUUCAGUGGCACAGGUUAUAGCAAAUGGUUACAUUUGUCUAGUCAUGAGAAGGGUAGGAGAUGCGAGAUGCAAGCAGGUUUUCUUUUUAGCCAUAUUGUCUUAAUACCCAACUUAAUAGCUUCUGCAGGAAAACAACCUUAUCUUCCAGCCCCAGCCAACCACCUACCAUCUUUAAGAUCAUGUCCAUGCCCAUCUUUGCAAGUCUCUGCCUCAGUUCUGUGGCAAUCUCCUCAUGCAGGUAGUGUGAAAUAGGCUUACUCUCCUGAAACAAAGAGUUGGAAUCAAACAUACCCUGUGUCCCAACUUAAACUAGGUGGCCCAGAGUUGAGGCAGAAUUGCUAAGAAAACCCUGAAAAGGACUUGCCCAGUGGAAGCUGUACCUACUAUGACAGAGAACAUGAGAGAAAUAAGGGCUUGUUCUUCAGAAAUGGUGUGAUAUAGUCUGGAGCUGAAAUAACUCUUGCCAGGAUCACACUCACAAAAGCUAAGGUUGAGAAUAGCGUUGGUCUGUUACUCAAACAUCCAUAAAGGAAGUGAGGCAAGCAUCAGAAAGCGUCAAACUGCUGAGCUUCUUGCUUUGACCCACCACAAAGGAGAGCUGAAGCAUGGUGUUGCUUUGCAAAGCACAGGCAAGCACAUGGUGGCUGGACACACUGCUGAUCUGCUUGGUUUCAGGCCCAGUGUUCACUUCUCUAUGGAGUUGUCUGCCACCUGUCUUCUGGGAUGCACUGCUUACAAACAAACAAAGUGGGAGAGACACUGAGGAAGGACAGCAGCCUUUUUAAGCAAGUAAGAGAAAAGCAUCCUUUUGCAUCUGACAGCUCCUUCUCAAAAAAGCACCUUAUUGGCAUGUUCUAAGGGCCUUAUCACUGCCAGCACCACUCCCAGACCCUGCAGUUCUUACCUCAAAUGUUUCCACAAGAACAUCUGUUGUUACCAGAGGCCAAAGAGGAGUUGGAAAUUUGACAAAAUCGACAUCUACAAAAUUUUGUCGGAAGCGCUCCAGAUUUCUGGCUUCAUACCGUAAAUCAAUCUCAAGGGAGGAAAAAAAGCAGAUUGGAAAUUAGGUGCAAUUAAAAUUAGAUGCUACCCUGUGCGAGGGUAUGCCUGUAUGAUGCAAUACCCAGUAGCAAUGCAACCAGUCAGAAAGCCAGAACAAAACCAAAACAUAGCAGUGCUUCUUAUAUGCUUAUAGCUCUUCUGAUGGAGCAGCAGAGUAACAGCCUGGCUAACGGAUGGCUCACAACCUGCAAAAUAUGGGUGACACUUACCGUAAGCAUGGGUCUCAAAAAAGACCAGGACUGCAUUAUUUUCAAGGGCAAAGAGAGCCUGAACCGAAGUUUACUGUCCAAAUACCAAGGCAGGCAGACAGGGUAGAAGAAUCACAACCCUAGCAUCACUUUACAGAUAGGCAGCCAUCGCAGGAAGAAAUGUCAUGUAGCACAUGCAAAACAAUCCACUAUGCAAAGUCCUGGCCCCAGCUCAUCAAUGACACAAGGACAUCUAUUCUGCACACUGCUACUGCUCAAGGAGGCAGAAUAAUCCUGCCUCCCUCAUCUGGCAGUGGGAAGUACCCCAGGAAUAGUUCUUUCAGAAAAAGAUGUAAAAGAAAAUUGCAGUAAGUCUUUUGGUUGCUCUCCUAAUCGACAGUCUUCAGCACAUACACCAAAAGCUCUGCCAGACUAAACUGGUACUCAUGAUCUUGAGUCACAUUUGACUACAGUCAGCAGUUCACAACAGGGAUUUACUGUGCAGAUUUUUUUCAAUAGCAGAAAAUAAUUAAGGUUUUCAAAAGCUUCUAACAGACUUCAGGCAAUCUAGACAAAAAUGAAAUUAGCAGAUCGCAGUUCAUUUCAAUAGAACUAUAAGCUUGAUUAAGCCUGUAGUGAUACCUUUUUUAGUUUGGUAGUAAGGAAAUUGCAAGACUGCUUUUCUAGAAGACACUGAUGAAUCAGGACAUUUUCAGAUCUAUUUGCAAAGCUUAACUUGACCAAUACCGAGUCUGAUGAUAAUACAGAAUGUAUUAUUUACUUAUAUAAAAGCAUAUUAUUUAUGCCAA
This is a messenger RNA of Pogoniulus pusillus (Red-fronted tinkerbird), 5298 nucleotides long. Its product is annotated as trichohyalin-like. The record is from RefSeq and is a predicted model, not a curated record. Bases 62 to 2185 code for a protein of 707 amino acids. NCBI's taxonomy places the organism in Eukaryota, Metazoa, Chordata, Aves, Piciformes, Lybiidae. The transcript is spliced from 11 exons.